Rana temporaria (common frog) is the source of this 2030-nucleotide messenger RNA. RefSeq lists its product as uncharacterized. The coding region runs from base 83 to 1066 and encodes 327 amino acids. The record is from RefSeq and is a predicted model, not a curated record. The transcript has 9 exons. Lineage: Eukaryota; Metazoa; Chordata; Amphibia; Anura; Ranidae.
GGCAUAGGGGAGGGUAGGCGUGGCGGGUCACUUGUAUACAAUUUGUUCACGUGCACUUUAGCGUGCCAGAGAGGACAGAGUUAUGUUUGGAGAGAUCUUUAAUAUGAAGACGUGGUUGCUGAUAAUCCUGCUGGUCAUCAUGUGCAGUGUUGCAGCUUCGAUGACGCAGCAGGUCUCUGGCCAAUACGGCUCCGAUCUUCACUUUCCACUGUCACAGUUAUGCCAGGAACCUUUUAUUGAUAUUUACGCUGGAGAAACUCUAAUUGGCAAUUACGUUAACCACAUACUAGAGGAUUUUAAGAAAUUUAAGGAUCGCCUUCAGUUUGACCAGAAGAGCUGCACAUUCAAAAUAAAGGAUUUUUCAGAGGUGGACGGUCAUCAUUUCACAUUCACUAACUAUGGACCUAAAAUUCGGAUGGAUUUCAAAGUCUUUGUCUCUGCUGUUGGAGACACUACUGAUGAAUACACCUCUGAGGAAUGUAUCUCGGGGCUCGUCGCUCUUGGCUUCUCACUGGAUCCGAUUAUCUGCCUUAUCUUCAUCAUCUUGGCUAAAAAGAUGAAGGAAAAACGCUGGAAUGAUGCUGAGAUUGGCUCUUGCAUGAAACAGGCUGUCAUCUCUUUUAUAGGUAAAGACAAAAACUGGAUAAACUUUGCUUGUAUCUCCAUUAAAGUUGUUUCCCUGGCCUGCCAGAUCGUCAGCCUCAUCUCACUGGUCUGUUGUGGGAGAAUAGAUGCAAUGGACUGCCUGUUCAUACCCGCUACUGCAUUUACAGUGAUUGGUUGGUUCUUUGCUGCUGGAUACUGCUGCAUCCAUUUUACCUCCAAAUGUAAUAAAGGAAAAUUGAAUCCGAGAGAUCAGUCAUUCUGUUAUGUUCUGGAGGUGGCGCAGUCCCUGGCAUUUCUGCUAUUUCUGGCAUUUAUAUAUUGCUUGUAUUUCUCUCAAUAUGGGGUAAAUUCCACUGAUAUGGUUUGGGUCCUGGUUGCCUCCCCUCUGAUCUCCAUUAUUUUGAAAAUUGUGAUAUUCAUUCUAUGUCGUAAGUACUGGCCUGAAGAAAAGAAAUACUAACCUGAAGGAAAAGCCUGCAUUGGAUACUGAUGGUCGGCUAUGAAAUUACAUAAAACGUUAGAUGCCUGCCUUUUACGUCUUCAUUCUUCUAUGCACUUUUUUAUAUCCGUUGUUUUGUGAGACACAUAAGAUGACGGCAGUAGAUUUUUUAUGUAGCAAAUAUAUUGCGCUAAACUGUGAUAGGUAUAAACUAGUGGAACAAAGUGACUGUGAUAUUUAGGCGGCCUGCAUACCAGUGGAUCAAAAGUACAAAAUGUUAAAGAAAAAAUGCAGUGCCAAAAACAAAAAAGUCAAAAAGAUCCACCUGGAAAGGUGGGUCUUAAUAUAGUGCAAUCGCGUGGAGGAAAUAGAUCUCCAUCCAUUCCCCAGUGUUACAAAAUGAAGUGCAAAGACCAUAUAAUGCUCACGCAAAUAUAUGAAUGGUGAAUAAAUGUAAUCCAAACAAUAUGAUAAACCAAAAUAGAUCCGUAAUGAACACAGAUAUAUAAAUAAAAAUAAAAAAUAUAUAUAAAUCCGUAAUGAACACAGAUAUAUAAAUAAAAAUAAAAAAUAUAUAGUCCCAUGUGCGUGUACAGGUGGUCCUUAGAAUCUCAUGGAUGCAAACAGAUAUAUAUUAUCCCCUCUGUCAGAAACAUCACAUCUUCAGGCAGAUACUCCUUGGCAUAUAAAAUAGAUUAAAUACGCUUACCAGAUCCUGUUGACCCACGACUCACCCAUACGGUGGGUGGGUCUCAAAGGCUUGUCUGGGCCGAACGCCCUCCUUGGAAACCAACGUGGAUGUAACUCCUAAUCGAGAUGUUCCAGGUGAAGUCCAAUGUUUGAGCUGGUAAGAAUGGCCGCAGGAAUCUCCAAUGGGAUGGUGUAGAGGGAAUGCUCCAAAAAUUUCCAAUCAGAGGAAAAGAGGAAAAAAGGAGAAACACCUCCUCAUAGUGUAAAAAGUUUUUAAUUUAACCACUUCCUUACU